Onychomys torridus (southern grasshopper mouse) is the source of this 4148-nucleotide messenger RNA. RefSeq names its product TEF transcription factor, PAR bZIP family member (gene Tef). Gene Ontology annotation, cellular component: nucleus. Bases 204 to 1070 code for a protein of 288 amino acids. The transcript is spliced from 5 exons. Gene Ontology annotation, molecular function: RNA polymerase II cis-regulatory region sequence-specific DNA binding; DNA-binding transcription factor activity, RNA polymerase II-specific. NCBI's taxonomy places the organism in Eukaryota, Metazoa, Chordata, Mammalia, Rodentia, Cricetidae. The record is from RefSeq and is a predicted model, not a curated record. Gene Ontology annotation, biological process: regulation of transcription by RNA polymerase II.
CCAAGCAGCGGGAAGGGAAGGCCUGGCUGCAGCCGGAGCUGGCAGGUGGCCGAGCUGGGGGUGGACAGGCGGGCUGGGGCUGGGGCUGCCCAUUGGCUGCCUCGGGCUCACACCCCGCCUGCCUCCCUAGCCUGUGGCUCCCUAGCCAGCCCCUGCCUCUCCAGCUGCUUCUAAACUCCGGAGCAAGCACCUCCUGCUGGGCCAUGUCGAGCUGCAACCAGAUUGGAGUGGCCCCUGCUAUGGACAUGCCUGAGGUCCUCAAGUCCCUGCUGGAGCAUUCUUUGCCUUGGCCAGAGAAGAGGACAGAUAAGGAAAAGGGGAAGGAAAAACUGGAGGAAGACGAGUCUGCAGCAGCCAGCACCAUGGCCGUCUCUGCCUCCCUCAUGCCACCCAUCUGGGACAAGACCAUUCCCUAUGAUGGCGAGUCUUUCCACCUAGAGUACAUGGACCUGGAUGAGUUCCUGCUGGAGAAUGGCAUCCCUGCCAGCCCCACCCACCUGGCCCAGAACCUGCUGCUGCCUGUGGCAGAGCUUGAAGGGAAGGAGUCUGCCAGCUCUUCCACAGCGUCUCCACCGUCCUCCUCUACUGCCGUCUUUCAGCCCUCAGAAACCGUGUCCAGCACAGAAUCAUCCUUGGAAAAGGAGAGGGAGACCCCGAGUCCCAUCGACCCCAACUGUGUGGAGGUUGAUGUGAACUUCAAUCCUGACCCUGCUGACCUGGUCCUCUCCAGUGUGCCAGGUGGGGAGCUUUUUAACCCCCGGAAGCACAAGUUUGCGGAGGAAGACCUGAAGCCCCAGCCCAUGAUCAAAAAAGCCAAGAAAGUCUUUGUUCCCGAUGAGCAGAAGGAUGAAAAGUAUUGGACAAGACGCAAGAAGAACAAUGUGGCAGCUAAACGCUCCCGGGAUGCCAGGCGCCUGAAGGAGAACCAGAUCACCAUCCGGGCGGCCUUCCUGGAGAAGGAGAACACAGCCCUGAGGACGGAGGUCGCGGAGCUUCGCAAGGAGGGCACUGCCUGCACUUCAGACCUCUGCCUGGGGCUUCCUGGACCCCACACUCGUGUGGAGACUUAGGACUCUUCAUGGGCACAUGGUGGCGUACCUGCUCCAGGAGCGUUCAUGUCUCAGCUUCAUUCUAACAUGGCCAGCACACGUGGUGACUUCCCCAGGGGACCAGGCUCCUCUCUGAUGGGGAACAUGAGCGAAUCUAUGUAGACGGGUAAAUGGCCCAAGUUUCUCUUCUUGGAUGCCCCAGCCGAUCAGAAGGGACCUCUGCAGUCCAGAUCUCUCUUUACAGAGUGCUCAGGCUUUCCCAGCCUCCCUCAGUCUCCAGUCUGGACCGACAAGGGCUGUCUACAGAAUGAGUCAUGAUUGUUGUCACCCUAAUGUUGUCUCAGGUAGCAGGUGCAUUUCCACUUGGGGUGUGUCUGUCAUGCACCUCACCCUCCCCAAAAGAAUCUUUGAGAGAAAUAUUCAUUCCCAUCUGUCUCAGAGCCAGGACACUCUGAUACUCUGUUAGUGUGUGGAGGAUGGUGGGCCAUAAGAAUGGGGUCUCUGCGUAGCCAGGAAUUGGGGUGGGGCUUGGGGCUUUCAGCAGAAGUACAUCCUCCCAUUCUUAGCUACCAUAUCCCUUUUGUCUUGUGGCUUUCAGGCCUGAAGCAGCCCUGGGAUCAGCUCCCUCUGCAUCCCACUUGCUAUAGAAGAGACAUUUCCGGGAUGGCUGGUCUCUGGGCUCCAAUUGCCAGCACCUAAGGCGGCCUUUGUAUCUCAGGCCAGUCUGGAGGCUUCUGACUUCCGCUUGCCUAGCUUCUGAUUAUUUUCAUGCAGGAACCAUUCUCAGAUCUUACGUUUAAAAAGAAACCCCAUCACCUAAGAAGCUUAAGCUUGCUAGGCCAGAGUACCACUUCUGCAUGGUAUUUAGGGAACUGGUCUCCAGUCUCCUGUUGUGGGCACCAGAGCGAGGGGCUGUCUUGUGAGACGCUCCAUUGGUUCCUUGUCCCAGGCCAGACUCUAGUCUCCCUGAAGGCAGAAGAAGGCCUUUCACUUCACAGAUCAGAAUCCCUCCCCGUGAGUGUCAGGGUGCAGCCUCAGAGGAGUUGUACUUGGCAGAGUCACAGUACAGCUCUCAGAGGACAGCAGGCUCUGGAGACAUUUACACUCCCGAGUCAGGGGCUGCCCACACAGGUCUGGCCAGGGCAUGGAGCGAUCCUUGCAGCCUUGGCUUCCUCUGCCUCACAGCUGUACCUUUCUCUUCUGUUUGGCUGAACUUGUGCUCUUGCUCUGGCCAGAGGAUUGGCUGAGGGAAUCAUGGAACCCUCUGCUCAUGUGGGUCAGUUAGGGCACCCUUCAGGAGGGUGUGUUUAUUUGCUCAGGGUGGGCAGCCUAUGUGAAGGAGACAGAGGUGACGAGGGUGCUUUAUUAUCCUUAACACUGGCUUUAUUUUAAAUGGUGGCUUAGUUUGGGGCCCCAAUCUUUUAAGACUUUUCAUAAUGAUGUUAAGACCAGGGCAAACCAUCUGCUGGCCAUGGACUGCAGCCAGGAGAUGCCCUGCCUCUCCUGGGACCUGCACACCUCCUCUCGACAAAGGUCCCUGAGGCCAAGGGAGGUCUCCCUCCCGCUAGGUCCCUGACUUUGACUUUGUGGUUCUAUAGGAACCAUGUGCACACUUGUCACUCUGUUGUAACCACAAAGGGCAGUGGCACCCAGCAUGUCAGUGUCCUGCCCCAGCUGCCUGCCUCCCACCCACCUGGCACUCUGGGCCGGCUCUUUACCCAGAGGCAGUUCUCGCUUCGUUACUGGUGGACAAGCCUUGAGCUGAAAAGCUCUUUGUUCUCUUUGGCUAGAAAAUGUAAGGUUUGUGUUUUCUAAGUUUUAGUUUUUAAGGAAUGGAUACUUAUCUCUGGAUGCCAUCUGUGUUCUGACCCCAGUGGGUGGGUUGGGGCUUAAUGUCUCUCCCUUGGUCCUACCUUCUGCCGUGUGGUGCCCUCCUUUCCUUCCAGAAGUUUGGGGGUCUGGCCCCUCCUAAAGUACUUACUUGCAAACAGUGUGGCCGCCGCCCGCUUCUUGGAGAAGCCUUUUGAAAGCGGCAGGAACAGGAAGGAGCAUGCCUGGAGGUUGAUAUCCUGGAGAGAAAGUAUUCACAGGUUGGCCUUCGGACCUAAGGCUGUGCAGAAAGAGUUGAUCUCUGGGGUUUGUCUUGCCAUGAAAGUCUCCUAAUUCCCUCUAGGAGCUGAUGGCGAAGUCUGAGGCUCUGGCACUCAGAUCUUUGACAUCUUGUAAAGAGAAGCAGGCCUGAGAAGCCAGCUUCUGUUUGGCUCUCCAUGGGUUCACCUUGGGAUGAGAGGUGCUCUCACUUCCUAAGCAACCUGUUCUCAGCUGUGGCAGCCUCCUUGCAAACGCGGAAAAGACGCAUGCUGAACUAGAAUGCUGCAGGAAUGCACAUACAAGAAAUGUCUAGAGAAAAGAACUACACAUGUUUGGAGAGAGCCAGCCACCCUAUGGAGGACCUGCCUCAGUCACCUUAUCCUUGGCCCCAGGGCCGAGCUUUGUGGGACUGACUCCCUUGGUUAGGGAUGGUACUAGGCAGUGAGGCUCCUUGUCCCUGCUGAGAGGGUGCUGUGACCUGCUUUCCACUCAGGCAGCUCCUCCAGACCUCUAGCCUGGGGACAGAUGUGAAGCUCUCAAGUGGCCCUGAGAGGUAUGCUCCCUGUAAGGAGGAGCUGUGGAGCCCCUGGUUUCCAGGGCUAAGCCCCACCUACAGCUUCUCUAACAUCUGUUAAUUAAGUGCAAUAAAUUUUUCUAGAAAAAGGCAAAGAUGAUUUCCAGGUAGAGAUUGCUGUCUUUUGGUAUUGGGAUGCCAGAACACCACUUGGUUUUAUUUUUCUAAGUGCAUGUGAUUGGUAGAGUGUGUGGGGCUCUGCAUCCUUCCUGGGAGCCACAUUCCAGCGGCCCCUCUCCCUACCUUUGUUGGGGGAAAGAGGCCAGGAGAAAACCCCUCUGUCCCAGCUGCAGAGGUAAAAGCAGACAGCAGCCCAUUGGCCUUGUGUGUGUGUGCCUGUGCGAGUGUGUCACGGCUGCUGGGCCGGAGGGUGUGGUAGGGGGGAAGUUGGGAAUGUAUCCUUUUCAAACAAAUUAAAUAUUUUGAGAUGAGAA